GUUUUGCCAUUGCGCAAUUUGGAGUCCGGCAAUGCACUGACCAGUGGCUUUACAGUAGCCAGAUACGUGCCUUUGGUAGCAGAACAAGAGCCAGGGGAAGAAGACUCCGAGGAAUCAGAUGUUGACGAUGAUGACGAUUGCAGCAAUAUCGAGGAAGAUGACAAUGACGAAGAGGACGAGUCUGAGGCAGAAAAUCGAAGACGAAAGAAAGACCAAAAAGCCACAAAGAAGGCGGCUCCAAAAGGUAGAGGUCGCGGCAGAAGUAGGACUGUGUCAGAAGACCACGCGAAACAGCAGUCAGAAGCUGCCUCUUCUUCUGGUGGCGUGCUUAAG
This is a messenger RNA of Amoebophrya sp. A25, 333 nucleotides long. The record is from the annotation of a GenBank genome assembly. Lineage: Eukaryota; Dinophyceae; Syndiniales; Amoebophryaceae.